AGAACCGCAGGCGCAGUAAACUGACCUUCUCCGGCCUCGUCGCUCGUCCUGGAGCCAGACGAGGACCUUGAAUGUUUUUCAUUUGAGACUCUGUGUUUGUGUUAUUGUACAGACACGAAGCCAUGCCCACAACCGUGGAGGUUCCCUCGCUGCAGGAGCUGAACGUCGAUGAGAUAAAUGUGUCUUCUGCGGUGCUGAAGGCAGCUGCCCACCAUUUUGGCUCCCAAUGUGACAAACCAAACAAGGAGUUCAUGCUCUGUCGUUGGGAGGAAAAGGAUCCCAGAAAAUGUCUAGAUGAAGGGAGAAAAGUCAAUGAGUGCGCACUCAACUUCUUCAGGCAAAUCAAGGGAAACUGUGCCGAGUCCUUCACAGAGUACUGGACCUGUCUGGAUUAUUCAAACUUGGGAGAAUUUCGCCGCUGCCGUCAGAAGCAGCAAGCCUUCGACAGCUGCGUCCUUGAUAAGCUGGGGUGGCAGAGACCUGAGCUGGGAGACCUGUCUAAGGUGACCAAAGUGGCAACCACGCGGGCCCUCCCUGAGAACCCCUACCAUUCUAGACCACGUCCAGAGGCCAACCCACCCAUCGAGGGUAAACUGGAGCCUGCAAAACAUGGCAGCAGGUUAUUCUUCUGGACUUGGUGAGGCAGCUCCUUCCAAAGUCAUGGGCUCUGUCCAAGAACAGCCAGACUUUUUGUGACAGCUGAUACAUUAAUGAUACUUUAAAAGGUUUAAAUCUCUCGGGCGCAGACACCAGCAUUAAGGAUGCUGGUUUUGGCACCUUUGUCUGUGUAUGGUCUGAGGGUUGGUUUUGGACAGGGCUCAUGUCAGCUGUACCUCUAACGUUGUCAGUUUGAUAAAGGAAGGACGGAUGGAUGAUUGUGUGAAUCCAUGCAGCUUUCCUGACCACUUCUGUAAAUUUAAUGAGUGAACAAAUGCAACAUGCUGUUAUUGUUGUUGUGAGAAAAUAAAAAGAUAAAUUAUAA
Epinephelus lanceolatus (giant grouper) is the source of this 982-nucleotide messenger RNA. RefSeq names its product NADH:ubiquinone oxidoreductase subunit A8 (gene ndufa8). The record is from RefSeq and is a predicted model, not a curated record. Gene Ontology annotation, biological process: mitochondrial electron transport, NADH to ubiquinone. Gene Ontology annotation, cellular component: respiratory chain complex I. NCBI's taxonomy places the organism in Eukaryota, Metazoa, Chordata, Actinopteri, Perciformes, Serranidae.